Molecule: messenger RNA, 1369 nt
Organism: Thunnus maccoyii (southern bluefin tuna)
Lineage: Eukaryota; Metazoa; Chordata; Actinopteri; Scombriformes; Scombridae
Product: G-protein coupled receptor 4
Exons: 3
Coding region: 350-1354 (334 amino acids)
Biological process (GO): G protein-coupled receptor signaling pathway
Cellular component (GO): membrane
Molecular function (GO): G protein-coupled receptor activity
Source: RefSeq, a predicted model, not a curated record
ACACCAUGUUCCCAACAUUUCUUGAGUACAGGUCACCCAGCUGCAGAGCGGGCAGUGCGCUUUUGUGGAACAAAGUCGGUCUUGCUGUCUUCAGAGGUGUUUUUUUCCCCUGAUGGAUUCUGGAUGCUUUGAAGACUGGUUGACUGACAGCACGAAGUCUGAGCCUGACCUUUCCCACAGGAGAAUGUUGACAAAACUUAGACUUUUUGUCUUUUUUUUUCUUUUGCUUUGAAUGAAUGAAUGAAUGGGUAUUUCUGCACCAAGUCAUCCUCCUGUAAGUAUCAAUCCAAUCAAUGUCUGAGUGAGGUCACCUGUAGUUUUCUAUGUCAGGUAUUUGACCAACAGAGACAUGUCCAAUGACAGCUGCAACUUCCCCUUGGACACGGACACAUUUGGCCUGACCUGUAUCUAUGGCCUGAUCUUCUCUUUGGGUCUCCCCAGCAACCUGCUGUCUCUCUGGGGACUGUACCACCUGGGCCGCUCAGGUGGGGGAGGCUGCCAGCUGGUCUACAUCCUCAACCUACUGCUGUCAGACCUCCUCCAGCUGCUCACCCUGCCUUUGUGGAUUCUUUACCUCCAGGGUGCGCACCGCUGGCCCUACGGCCAGCUGACCUGUGAGCUGGUGGGCUAUGUGUUUUACGUAAACGUCUACGCCAGCGUCAUGUUCCUGUGCCUGAUAGCGCUGGACCGCUGCCUGGCCAUCGUGUACCCACUGAGCAGCCGCAGGGUGAGAACUGUCAGGGUGGCAGCGAUGUCAGGUGUGGCAGUGUGGAGUCUCACUUUCCUGUUCUGCCUGUGGGGGCUGCUGCCAUCAGUGUUUGAUGCUGAAAGACUGCUGUGUCUGGAGCAGUACCCUGUCAGCCCCAGAUAUGCCCACUUCAAGAUCACCACAGUGGCUCUCGGCUUCCUGCUGCCAUGUGCCAUACUAGGCUACACCUCAGCCCACAUUGGGGUAACACUCCGACGAUCUCCCUCCCUCUCUGACCAUGAGCGGCACAAAAUUGUGGGCAUCCUGGUUGUGAUCACCGUCAAUUUCAUUGUUGUGUUCGGACCCUACCACCUCGUGGGCGGAUACAGGUUUGUCUCCUUGCUGCUGACUGAUGAGCCGUGCGGACUAGAGCGUUCCAUUUUCCUCAUCUAUCGCCUGUGCUACGGUCUGACUAGCCUCAACACCCUGCUAGAUCCCCUCUUCUACAUCUUCCUGUGCCCUGAUGCCCGCCUAGAGCUGCAAAGGUCCUUGCCCUGUUUAGGGAGGGGUCAAAACACCCGCAAAAAGAUGGCCCUCAGUACCAGAGCUCACACAGACACCCAGAACGAGAGUGAAACUGGACAUAAUAAUCUUCUAGCAAUAUAAAUUGGAUCAAACCAC